AUGCCAGGCACGAGCGCCAACCUCCUGCGGCCCAUCAGCCAGGACUCCGAGGUCGGGCUGGACGUCUCCACCUGCCAGCAGAUCGACCUGGGCGGCCUGUGCCCCGCCUGGGCCCAGAGGUUCCUGACCAGGUUCGCGGUGAGCCGUGCCAUCCAGUGGGGGGAGCAGAUCCGCAGCCAGUGCCGGUUGCUGGAGGAGGCGCGCCAGGGGGUCCCCCGCGCAGGGCCCGCGGCCGUGCCGCCUCCCGUCGAGGAGAGCGCCCGUGCCGCAGAGUCCGUGGACCGCCUCGAGCGAAGCCGAAGCCGCGACCAGGAGCCCAUGUCUGGCGAGGAGGGGCCCUGA
Messenger RNA from Prorocentrum cordatum, 342 nucleotides. The record is from the annotation of a GenBank genome assembly. NCBI's taxonomy places the organism in Eukaryota, Dinophyceae, Prorocentrales, Prorocentraceae.